ACUUACUACACAACCAUUGUAACUAUAACUCUCGUCACCAUCCGUGGUGCUCAGAAACGGGUCUCUAUCUAUAUAUGCAUGGAUCACCAUAGGUGACCUUCACGAUGUCCUUGCAUGAUUCUUACAAGACAGCGGAGGCUGUAGCUGAAGGAUUUCGCUCUUUCAGCAACCUCCUGCCGGAGCAUGAUACGGAGAUCACCAGCCUCGUCGUCGACCUCUUUUCGAUCAGCCUCUUUCUCAAAGGCUUGGAGGGUAUGGCGAGAAAUCGAGCCUACCGCUACAGGCUAUCCGCUAUCCAUCCUGAUCUGGAAUUGGUCCGUGCUAGCUUAAAUUACACCCUUGAGGACGUGCUGGACUUCUUUGAUGAUCUGGAAUCCCGGAGAGGCGAUCCCAGCGAGGCAUACAAGCAAUUAUGGUUGGAAAUCUCCGCCCAUUUCUUGGAGGAAUCUCAGGAAUCUUUGUCCACCCGGUUAGCCAAAUACAAAUCGUUUCUGAGGGAUUUGAGUGAUAUCAUGAAGGGUGAGGUAACCGAUACUCGUCUAAUGGCUUCGCUUCGCAGCAACCUCAAAGGGCUACUGGUCCACCAGGAUAGCCGACUUGCACCGCGUUUGGGCUCUAUGUCACUGAGUUCGCCUUCCUCUAGCAGCAGUAGCAGCAGCAGCAAUGGCAGCAAUGCUGAUCCAGGAAGUCCGGUCAAUGGGCGUAGGCCUCGCGGACGCAGGUCGUACGAGCGAGCACGGCCUCCUCAUUCCUCACCUCAGUCGCCUAUUUCCACAUCAUCAGCCACAUUCUCUGACAUUCCACCCUCUGUGCCCUCAGCGCCAGACUCUCCUACUACUAGCACCUCUGCCACUAGCCAGUCAAUAGACUCAACUCCUGUCAGUGACCACUGGGCCAGACGGGUAUUUCUGGAUGAGCAUCCGAUGACCCCGAUUCCUUACGUCGGUGAAAGCUCCAAAUGCCUCGGAGAGGUGAAGGGUAACGUGAAAGGGUGGCUUCACGAGGAGGGAUUUGAGGAGCUAUUCCAACUUGCUUUCAGUGGCGACUCGGAUCUACGUGUUUGCUUCUAUCUACGAGAAGAUGACCAUCGCGUACGAAUUGUGUGCAAGUCCCGGCGUACCUCUCGGACCAGUGAUUACUCUUGCCUACCCUUAAAUUUGCUAGAGAUCGUUCGUAUCGGUUCCUGCUUGCAGAUUUGUCGACGGCGUCGCGGGGGCUCUGAACUAGUGCUGUGGGCCAAUCUUAAGUUUAGCACAAUUGAGCAGAUGGUGAUCUUUUUCUGCACAUUCUUAGCGCUACGAUCGCAGGACUCUGGUCGGCCUGUUGAACGCAUUCGUGAUUACGAACUUGACGACGAGGAAGAGCACUUCGGAGGGCAAAUUGUCGAUGAUGACUUCCUCCACGCCUUACGCGUGUACCGAGACAACGUGUCUGGAGCCGUGCGUCUGCAGGCAUCAGUCCACAAGGGCGAGAUGAAACGCUUACAUAGGAUGCCCGUUUGGACUGCCUUCAUAACGGAACAUAUCGGCUCCAGAGGCUGGAUUCGCCGAGUAGACACCAAAACCAUCUUAUUGCGUGACCUUCGUCGAGUCAUCUUCACCUUCCCCAGUUAUAAUCCACCUCGCACACCCAAGGGUGAGCAUAUUUUGAAGUUCACGAAUAAGUCAGAUGCCCAGGGUUUCAUGGACACAAUCGCCGAGCUCGCCCACCUAUAACACUAUGAAAACAAUACCUACAACAUUUAGCAUGUUCUGUAUCAGUUACGGCAAGAAACAGGAAACAGUCCUGGCUCGCCAGUACAUAUAGCAAUUACGACAAAUGAGUCACGAUUUACGAUGAAACGAGCCACACGAGACGGUUGUUAUUUGAUUGUUGUUUCUGAUCACCUUA
Messenger RNA from Aspergillus vadensis CBS 113365, 1890 nucleotides. RefSeq lists its product as uncharacterized. Bases 105 to 1715 code for a protein of 536 amino acids. The record is from RefSeq and is a predicted model, not a curated record. Lineage: Eukaryota; Fungi; Ascomycota; Eurotiomycetes; Eurotiales; Aspergillaceae. The transcript has 8 exons.